Molecule: messenger RNA, 1837 nt
Organism: Photinus pyralis (common eastern firefly)
Lineage: Eukaryota; Metazoa; Arthropoda; Insecta; Coleoptera; Lampyridae
Product: tetraspanin-9-like
Exons: 9
Coding region: 191-1513 (440 amino acids)
Cellular component (GO): membrane
Source: RefSeq, a predicted model, not a curated record
CCUAAAUUCAAUGUUAUUCACUCUGAACUGAACUGAGUCAGUAACGCUAUUCGGUUCCAAGUACAAGUCGUUAAGAUUCGGUUUUUAUCUGCGCUUUUUACCCAUAAUAACCCCCAACGCAUUGUUAGUGCUUUAGAAAUUAUCAAACAAAGUUUGUGAUCGCCUGCGAGUAGAGUGCAAAUUAACAAAAAUGGGUUGCGCUACGUCUAUAGUGAAAUACCUCGUGUUUUUAUUUAAUUUCAUCUUCGUUCUUGCUGGUAUCGCCUUCAUCGUUAUUGGUGUCCUUAUCAAGUUAGAUGUGAGCGAAUUCAAACAAGUACUCGACAAAAUAGACCUUCCCUUUAGCGUUGCUCCGAUUUUGAUGAUCGUGGUGGGAGUUGUUGUUUUUGUUAUUGCAUUCUUUGGAUGUUGCGGAGCGAUUAAAGAGAGCACCUGCUUGUUAACCACGUACGCAGUUAUACUGUUGGUGAUCUUAAUAGCGCAAAUAGCCGUGGGUAUUUACGCCUUCAUUCAAACUAAGGAGACGAGCUUUAAGGAAUCUGACGUUCAGAGCGGAUUUGCAAAGCUUAUUUCGGACUAUGGUAUCAAAACGACAAAGGAAGCAGUGGACUUUGUGCAAGAGGAGCUGAAAUGCUGCGGUGCGAAGGAUAAAAAUGACUGGCAUAGUCAGAUUCCUGCAAGUUGCUGUAAGGGAGUUCAGGAUCCUAAUUACUGUCCCGCUGAUAAGGCAUACAGUUCUGGCUGUGGAGAGGAGUUAUAUAAUUUCCUUAUAAAAUCCUUUAACAUUAUUGGUAUUGUGAUUAUUGUUAUCGCAGCAGUCGAGUUAUUCGGAGCGGUAUUUGCGUUAUGCCUGUCCAGUUCGAUUAAGAAUAACGAAAGACGAGGACACUACCUUGCAGGAAUAGCAUUUAUUGCAGUAGGUGCCGUUUACCUGUUGGACAUUAAAAGUGUCACUGCAGCAGUUGACAGGACCGGAAUUCCAUUUUCAGUGGCACCUACACUACUACUGGUUGUGGGCAUUGUCGUCUUUGUGAUCUCCUUUUUGGGUUGUUGCGGAGCAGUCAAAGAGAGCUAUUGCUUGUUAAUUACGUAUGGUGUUAUUUUAUUGGUGCUAUUUUUAUUGCAAGUUGGUAUAGGUGCUUAUGCCUUUAUGCAACUCAAAGAUUCUGAUGGUGCUGAUAAAGUAUCAAUUGAGAAUGAAUUAAGGACAACAAUGAGGGAGUAUCCUCAUAGCAAUCAGGCCCAGGCGACGUUUGACACCUUGCAGGGUCAGCUAAAGUGCUGUGGUGUGCGGGGCCCAUCUGAUUGGAAUGGAGUAACUGUCCCCCUUAGCUGUUGUGAGUGGGGUCCAACGCAGUGCUAUUUAGCUAACGCAUAUCAAGAUGGUUGCUUUCCUAUCUUGUACUCAUUUCUACACCAGAGCAUCACAAUUAUCGGAAUUAUUUUUGUGACAAUUGGUGGGAUUGAGUUAUUGGGUGCCAUAUGUGCUUUUUGUUUGUGCUGCUCAUUGUAGCUAGUGAGUCCGUGUUUUAAAAAUGACAGACUCACCUUCAUUUGUAAUGUCAAGAUACUCAAAUUACCUGUUCAUUAAGAGAGAUGGAUGCUCGAGUUUGAUUACAUUUGUAUUUAGCGCAAUUGUACGGGUUUCAUCUAUCUCUCUUAACUGCUCAAACCGUGCAAUGAAAAGGUGAUCUCUGCCAUCUUGCCAUUUGUGCUUACUUGUUUGUUUUGUAUAACGUACCAUGAAAUAAUGUAGAAUUUUGACUGAUUGACAAGGUUGAUAUUUUAAAAGUAUUUGUAUAUGAUAUUAUAAGGAAAUUAUACACCUUAAACCGCU